Molecule: messenger RNA, 1593 nt
Organism: Asterias rubens (European starfish)
Lineage: Eukaryota; Metazoa; Echinodermata; Asteroidea; Forcipulatida; Asteriidae
Product: solute carrier family 35 member F6-like
Exons: 7
Coding region: 394-1572 (392 amino acids)
Cellular component (GO): intracellular membrane-bounded organelle; membrane
Source: RefSeq, a predicted model, not a curated record
UCGACCGUGUGUAGUGUAGGUCACGUCAUGUCCAGUGUAAAGAGCUGCAGUCGAAGUCAUAUCGGUCAUGGUCAUAUUAUCUACAAUCUAGACUAGUUUGUGUUGUGUCGAAAUCCUACCAUUGUCUUGUCUGUCACACAUAGUGUAUGUCCUUCUACGGUAAGUAAGUGAGUUUGUUUUAGCAAAUAAGUACAAGACACAACAAGAACUAGUAGUAGAAGAGUUAAAAGUGAGCGUGAUUUCUCCCUCCCGGACCCUGAGUCCCUGACACGUGACGUGCACUGCUGACUGACUGAGGAGUUUCUGAACUGAGGCCUGACUGAGAGACGGAUUUGUUGUAAAGUAAGGCAGUGUGUGUUGCAUCUUGUAUUCAGUGCAUCAUUAUCAGUCAGCAUGGGUUGGACUCCAUAUCAAUUCUUUUUAGCCGGUAUGAUGCUUGUGACUGGCUCAAUUAACACACUCAGCACAAAAUGGGCGGAUGUUCAGACAGCAGUUGGAGAUCCCAAGUAUGGCAAUGAACCACACGCAUUCUUUCAUCCGUUUUUUCAGGCUUCCUGUAUGUUUCUUGGAGAGCUAUCCUGUCUUGUGGCGUUCAAGAUGCUUUUCUUCUACCAUAAAUACAGAAAAACAGACAAGGAUUUUGGGCCGCAGAAAUUUAAUCCUUUGAUUUUGUUGCCGCCAGCUAUGUGUGAUAUGUGUGCUACUUCCUUGAUGUAUAUCGGUCUUGCAUUUACAUACGCCUCCAGUUUCCAAAUGCUGCGAGGUGCAGUUGUGAUCUUCACUGGUUUACUCUCGGUAGCCUUUCUCCAUCGUAAGCUGCUUGUUCAUCAUUGGCUUGGGAUGCUGUGUGUUUUACUAGGCUUAAUCCUGGUUGGAUUAGCAGACAUCGAUGAGUUAGAGAGUGGAGACCAUGAUAUUAAUAGUAUCAUCACAGGUGAUUUAUUGAUUAUCAUGGCGCAGAUCAUCACAGCAACUCAGAUGGUCGUGGAGGAAGCAUUACUGAAGAAGCACAAGAUACCAGCUCUGCAGGUCGUUGGCUGGGAAGGUUUCUUUGGGUUCUUCAUCCUGUCUACUCUUCUUGUGCCUUUCUACUUCAUCAAUGCUGGCCAGCUGAGUGAACUUCCUGAUCAUGUCUUGGACAACGCCAUCGAUGCCUUCUAUCAGAUCAAGAACAACACUUUCAUUCUGGUCGGCACAGUUGGCACAAUCGUUUCCAUCGCCUUCUUCAACUUCUCCGGGGUCAGCGUGACAAAAGAGAUGAACGCCACCACGAGGAUGGUGCUGGACAGUCUGCGCACCAUGGUUAUCUGGGCCGUGUCGCUCAUCGUAAGGUGGGAGAACUUCGAGUGGCUGCAGUUGCUCGGCUUCUUCAGCUUGAUUCUGGGCACCUUCAUCUACAACGAUGCUGUAUUCGCCCCGCUGUUACGGAAGUUCAAUAUCUUACCUCCUUUAGCCACAGAGGAAGAUAGCCUGCGGGAACCCCUACUCAGCCCAUCUGAAAAUGAUAUUAAUUACAGUACAAAUGGUUUGAAGGAUCACGAGACGAGUGGAAAAUACCUACCGAUUAAUUAGGCGCGUGGUAGAAGUUUGAUG